GCACGUCAUCAUUUAUUACACAAAGCUCCGUGCAGCUUGCAGCUGGGUGGUUAAAGCCGAAGAAGACUCUCUUUUACUUUUACUUAUUUUUAGGCUUACAAGUUACAGUUGUUUCUCUUGAUCAAAUAGAUUUUUGGGCGAUAAUUUCCGUUAUGGUUUUAUCAUUGACAAAACUGGCCAAGCUGGAUCAGAACGUAAACAAGCAUGAAGAAGAGACGUCGCAAAAAGGCGGAACAAUGUCCCAAUUCAGCAGUAAACUCUCAGCCGAUGUUGCCGCCAUGUUGGAGUCAGGCAAACAUUACAUAUUUCAGCUUGGCCGAGAAUCACAGUGGUAUUCCUGAUGUUCCUACGGGAAGCUGUCAAGAACUCCUCUUGGAAGAUGCCACUGAAGAAAGUGACACAGAUGGCUCAUUUGCACCAUUCUUCAAAACUGAUGACACUGGAGCAGGUGUCAGUGGUACAGAGGGUAAGAAAUUCCUACGGUUUGUCCACCCAUUGACAGACAAUCGCAAGCUGGUGUGGGAAACAGCUCUUUGGAAGAAUAGGCUCUACAUUCAAUUGCCAAAUGAUUUGGCAGAGCAAGGGAGUAGAGACAGCUUAGUGGCUCUGCUGGAUGCCGCAGAGGAACACCUUGGUUGCACCCAAGUCAUCAUCGGACUGCCCCGGGACAUUAUGGACCGGGCACAGCUCAUCAGGACAUUCAAGUUCAUGGGGUUCGUGCUGCUGCCGCCGGGCCAUCCUGAAUCGCCGGGUUCGCCUGAUUUUCUUUUCAUGGCUUAUGAUAUAUAAACAGGCAGGAUCAGCAGAUUGGAAUUUAACAUACAAAUCUCUACGAGCUGGUGUAAGAUUGCUGCAUCCUGAAGCAGCACUGAUGGAUCAAACUUCUGGGUGAAGGUCAAGAGGAAUGUAACCACAUGUACAAUGUUAUUAGAUGAAUCGGGGAUAAAUUUGUAAUUUGUGUCGCUUUGUAUUGUAAAAAAGCAGCAGACAGGGAGUGGAAAUGGAGUGAUUUCAAAGGAAUGAGAUGGGAAGUAUCUUCUUGAUUGAUUGAUCACCUGUAACAUUGCACAGGCAUGACUUGAUUUUACUUUUUUAUUUUCCUGCAUCCCUACAUUUCUUGCUUCACCCCUCCUGAGCAUCUGUUUUUCAUUUUUGCUCCAUUUUUAGCUGGAGCAGAUUACUCUAGUUCAAACCAGCAAGAGGUACACAGGACAGUGAAAUGAACACAUGCACAUUUUCCCUUUUCUUGUAGCGUUACGUUCUCAUAAUUUCACUGCAUUUAUACAACAUGUCUGAGUUCAGUUUGAAAGCAAGCAAGUUCCUGUGAAUGUUAAAUACAUGUAAGUGAUUAAUGACUCUAUUGGAAUAAGUGGUGCUAUUCAUGGCUUCAUAGCAGAGUUUUUAGUCCUUGAUUCAUUUUUUCCAGCAUUUUAUGCACAGAUUUAAUUUGUGCUCCGUAAUGUAUCAUACAGAAUAGAUCAGAAUUAGUUUCACAUAAAAAGGCUGCCAAGAUGGACUAAAUGCAUGUUUUUUUGUGAGUGAAGGAACAUUUUUCUGUGCAUCAUCUUGUGUUAAUUUCUGUUUCACAUCAAUAAAACCCAUACUGUAAAUCAGAGAAUGCACAUACAAAGUCAGGUUGGCUAUUAAUCUUAGGAUUGUUUAUUGAGUAGAAUUGCUUCUUGAGUAGUCACAAUUUUUUCUUCUUCUUCUUAACUAGAAUUAUACAUGUAGAUCAUAAAAAUUAGUUGGUUAGCAUCCAUGGCCUUUAAUUUUUCAGGGGUGGGUGGGAGGUUCCCUCCCUUCCUUUCUCAUUUAAGAGAUUCAGUCCCAAAUGAAGCAGCUUAUUGAUGAAAAUAAUAAUACAAUUAAGUGAAUCACAUGCCUUUUUUAAAUUUGAUUUUGUUUGAUUCAUACAUAAUGACAUGAAAAAUGGUGGAAAAAUUUACGAUCACGAUCAUCCGCCAUGUCCAAAUGUACUGCGACAAAGCGCAUGCAGAAUGCAUGAUGCAUUCUGCCAAGUAGAAAGAAGGGCUGCGUGCUAGAGCUAUGGCUGCUUCCGAUUGACGCACUUUGAAAAGUAGUCACAGCUAGCACAUGGCCCUUACGUCAAACACGGCCACGCUCUGUCCUGCUACAUCCUUGGGGUUGAUUCUAAGAACUGUAUGGCACAGUAUUGACUAGAGGAAUCAAGGAGAUGAAGUUAUUUCCAAAGGAAUGUACUGUAUGUGUAAAAGGAACGUCAGGCCUAUGUGAAAUAAUUGGUGUGGUUUCUUGAUAGCCGGCUACAGUGAACUAAACUGCGCUCCUUUGUUUUUUGACGACAUUUUGAAAACAUUUGCAUCGAAAUCAUAGGUGGCGCGAUCUGCACAUAUCACGAAGAUCAUUUGUGUAUGAUGGCUACUCUGACAUGUUGUCAGGCUCUUUUACAGUGGUUUAACAAGUGUGUCUAAAAAAAACCCAGGGGCGGGUGGUGAUGCUAUGGCCAUAUGUUUAACUGUAAAUUACUGAAAAUCUCAAACUUUUAUGUUUGCACUGGUUAUCCUGGGUCUGUACAGAUUUAUUAUUUUAGUAAACUGAUUUUGCAAAUGUCCACGCAUUUUUAAGUGAGUGAAAUUUAAAUAACUUGACAGCCAGGUCAAUUUGAUUGUUCCUGACCACAUUUUGAGUUCCAAGACUUUGAAUAUUCAUUGUGCCCAGUUCAAGGAACAGUGGUGUUGUACUUGGUAGUUGUAUUAUGUGCUUAAUAGGUGUAUGCUGAACAGUUUGGAAAGUGCCAUUAUUUGGAGCUGUUGGAAGUAGUGUCUUGAAUUGAUGUGCAUUCUAAAAAAAGACUUUCCUCGAAUUGUGAACAAAUUCUGUUACUACGUUAGGUUAUAUUAUUUGGUCUGAAAUUGGUCCUGUGGGUCUACUCAUUGACUUAAAUGUAAGAGUUAGUUGAAUAAUUAAAGUCAGCAUUGGUAAAUGUCUUCAA
Molecule: messenger RNA, 2971 nt
Organism: Acanthaster planci (crown-of-thorns starfish)
Lineage: Eukaryota; Metazoa; Echinodermata; Asteroidea; Valvatida; Acanthasteridae
Product: ornithine decarboxylase antizyme 1-like
Biological process (GO): positive regulation of protein catabolic process
Cellular component (GO): cytoplasm; nucleus
Molecular function (GO): ornithine decarboxylase inhibitor activity
Source: RefSeq, a predicted model, not a curated record